Molecule: messenger RNA, 502 nt
Organism: Amphimedon queenslandica
Lineage: Eukaryota; Metazoa; Porifera; Demospongiae; Haplosclerida; Niphatidae
Product: serine/threonine-protein kinase mTOR-like
Exons: 4
Biological process (GO): negative regulation of macroautophagy; TORC1 signaling
Cellular component (GO): cytoplasm; TORC2 complex; nucleus
Molecular function (GO): protein-containing complex binding; protein serine/threonine kinase activity
Source: RefSeq, a predicted model, not a curated record
GCUACUGACUUUGUGGUUUGACUAUGGUCACAUCUCUGAGGUUCAUGAAGCUCUUGAGGAAGGAAUCAAAACAGUGGAUAUUGAAAACUGGCUCCAGGUCAUUCCCCAGUUGAUAGCUCGUAUAGACUCACCUCGUAGACUGGUCUCCAAACUGAUUCAUGAGCUACUCACUGAUGUAGGACGACACCAUCCUCAGGCUCUAAUCUACCCAUUGACAGUAGCUGCUAAGAGUCAGAGCACAGUGAGACGUGAUGCUGCUGACAUGAUACUGAGUAACAUGCGUGAGCACAGCUCUGAUCUGGUUCAACAAGCAGUGAUGGUAUCAGAGGAGCUGAUAAGAGUGGCUAUACUCUGGCAUGAGCAGUGGCACGAGACAUUAGAGGAUGCCUCAAGGAUGUACUUUGGUGAGCACAAUGUUCAAGGAAUGUUCAAGGUCCUAGACCCACUCCAUCAAAAGUUGGACAAAGGCCCAGAGACACUUAAAGAAAUCUCCUUUAAUCAC